Messenger RNA from Amborella trichopoda, 2035 nucleotides. Its product is annotated as amino acid transporter AVT6A. The record is from RefSeq and is a predicted model, not a curated record. Gene Ontology annotation, cellular component: membrane. NCBI's taxonomy places the organism in Eukaryota, Viridiplantae, Streptophyta, Magnoliopsida, Amborellales, Amborellaceae. Gene Ontology annotation, biological process: amino acid transmembrane transport. Gene Ontology annotation, molecular function: L-amino acid transmembrane transporter activity.
AGAGCCGUCGGUGCAAGAAACUGCAAACCAAAGCUCUCUCUCAAUCCCUCUCUCUCUCUCUUCACAGACUCCCCUCUCUUUCUCUCUCUUCAAGUUUGAAGACUUAGCUGGAGAACAUCGGUUACUAGGCUGAAAAGGAAAACCGUCCAAAUUCCAGGUGAGUUCUUACUACUACUACACCUACAGUCUCUUAACUAAGUUGGGUUUGAUCCAAAUAUGACCAUUGGAAGCAUGUCUCCUACCAUGGAGAAGGACUCUAGGAAGAAAAACCAUAGCGUUGUGAAUGAAAAGACCCCUUUACUUCCUACUAAGGCUUCCAGCAGCGAUCAAUCCGAGUUCGAUGGAAUUUGUGGAGCCUCAUUUGCAGGAGCUGUGUUUAACUUGUCAACCUCAGUUGUUGGAGCUGGAAUCAUGUCCCUGCCAGCAACUAUGAAGGUCUUGGGACUAGGACCAGGAGUUGCUAUGAUUCUCAUGAUGGCUCUCUUGACUGAGGUCUCUAUUGAGAUGUUGAUGAGGUUUAGUCGAGCCGCAAAAGCCUUCUCUUAUAGUGGGGUGAUGGGAGAUGCCUUUGGAAAGACAGGGAGGAUGAUGCUACAAAUUUGCAUCAUCUUGAACAACUUUCAGGGGUUGAUUGUGUACACGAUAAUCGUCGGGGAUGUUCUUUCGGGUAAAACAUCAAGUGGGAUUCAUCACCCUGGAAUUCUAGAAGGGUGGUUUGGACAACAAUGGUGGACCGGACGCUCCUUUGUUAUCAUGGCUACGACAAUCCUUGUCUUUGCUCCAUUGGCAUCAUUCAAGCGCAUAGAUUCUUUGAGGUUCACAUCGGCUAUGUCGGUUGCACUAGCUGUAGUAUUUGUGGUCAUAACAGCGGGCAUCGCCAUUGUGAAAUUGUUGGAAGGAAGUGUAGGGAUGCCAAGGUUGCUGCCAAAUGUGACGGAUCAUGCCUCAAUUUGGAAGCUCUUCACAGUCAUCCCCGUCCUUGUUACUGCCUUUAACUGUCACUUCACAGUUCACUCCAUCGACAACGAGCUCGAGGACUCCUCAGACAUGCAACCGACUGUUCGAACCUCACUCAUUCUAUGCUCUUCUGUCUAUGUGGCCACCAGCUUCUUUGGCUUCCUUCUCUUUGGUGAUAACACUUUGGAUGACAUCUUAGCAAAUUUCGAUUCAAACCUUGGAAUCCCCUUUAGCUCACUCCUUAAUGAUACAGUGAGAGUGAGCUAUGCUCUUCAUCUCAUGCUUGUGUUUCCUGUGGUCUUCCAUGCUAUGAGAAUCAAUGUGGAUGGCCUCCUCUUUCCUUCUUCUAGGCCUUUGGACUUGGAUAAUAAGCGGUUUAUUGGGAUCUCAAUUGCAAUGUUAGGUGCGGCCCAAUUUGCAGCAAAUUUCAUACCUAAUAUAUGGAUAAUGUUCCAAUUCAUGGGGGCUACCACUGCAGUGUCUAAUGGAUUUAUCUUCCCAGCUUCCAUUGCUCUAAGGGAUCCACAUGGCAUUGCAACAAGGAAAGAUCGGAUCCUCGGCAUCUCCAUGAUUGUCCUGGCCGUAUUUUCAAGCAUUGUGGCAAUUUCUAACAAUGCAUAUUCCGUCUUCAACAAGAGUAGCACAUCCCCCAAGUCAUGAGAGAGGUUGCAAAUCUCAUCAUGCCUCCAUAUUAGGAGAAGGAAGAUUGGGAAACCCACAUUUGGUAAAAAUGGGUAGUGGCACCAAAUAUAAUGUCCCAAGUUCCCAUUCCUAAUCAGAAGUACAUAUUUAAGAAGAUGAAAUUUAAAACAUUGAUUAUUAAGGUUCAAAUCCAAGUCAGGAUAUAUAAAUUUAAGAAGAAAUUGUUUCCAAGUUUGGGGCAAACGACAUAAAGUUGGAUGUGUUUUAGUGAUCAUCCGAAUGUAUUUGCAGGCAUGCCUACCAUUGAUUACAAUAAUGGUGGUACUAAUAUUGUGUAUACAAAAAUAAGAUGUAUAAUUUUCAGUUGUUUUUUAUUAUUGUUGUUAUUGUUGUAUAUUUGUGUAGGGAUAAUAUGGUCAAUGCUAAAUUUAUAUUU